This is a messenger RNA of Spodoptera littoralis (African cotton leafworm), 1170 nucleotides long. The record is from the annotation of a GenBank genome assembly. Lineage: Eukaryota; Metazoa; Arthropoda; Insecta; Lepidoptera; Noctuidae.
AUGGUAUUACUGCCUAUCGCAGUCCUACAUUACAGGGGCAACGAUUUUAGUUUUGUGGGUAUAACAUCAGUAUGUAUGCUCUACUUGAUAAUAUUUUUGAAAUUGUGGAGUUACACUCAAACUAAUUAUUGGUGCCGCCUUGGAUUAAAGAAGAAGUAUUCGGAUACUAAACUUCGCAGGCAGAGUUUGUCUGCACCCAACUGGAAUAAACUUGUUUCGGCUGACCAAGAGCAGAGUAAGGAGGACCUAAUCAAUGAUACUCCGGCUGCAGCGAGACUGACCAAGUACCCGGAUAAUCUGAACUUAAAAGAUUUGGUUUACUUUAUGUUGGCCCCCACCCUUUGUUAUGAGUUGAAUUUCCCCAGAACUGCACGGAUCAGGAAGCGUUUUGUAAUUAAAAGAGUAUUGGAGCUGUUCUUCGGGAUAAAUCUAGCUUUGGCAUUGUUCCAACAAUGGAUGAUACCCACCAUCACGAAUUCUGUGGAGACUUUCACCAAGAUGGAUCCUAUAAGGAUAACGGAGAGAUUAUUGAAAUUAGCUGCGAGCGCCAUGCAGACCCUGCCCCCGCAGCCGCACCGAGAUGGCGAAGACGAUCAGCUCGCCGACGAGUACGUGCAAAACUUUGAACUCGAUCAUCUCGAGGACCAUAAUGUUGUGAAACGUGAACCUCUCCGUACUGGCUGGCAAGAGAUGGUGGAGCCGCCACCAGCCUGUGCUCGGGCAUGCCGACCGUGGCCUGACGCGGGCCCGUAUCCCCAGCCACACGUAGCUAUCGCUGUGGACCCCAGUACACCUCCGGAGACGCCGCCAGCGCCUGUUGGCCGAAGUCCCUGUCGAGCAGCGCUAGUUGAUGACGUUCUUUGGCUUCCACACAUGCGAGAACCGCUCGACAUGCGUACAGUUCCUUGUGGCAGUUUUGAAGAAUGGGAUCGUCGUGAGUGGCGAGAGCAGGAACACCACAUGCAACAGGUCGCGCUGCGGCCAGCCAGCUCCUGCUCAGCCAUGUCUCCUCGAACCGGACCUCAUCCAUCCUAUCAGCCAUCCUCCUGUGGGGAUGACCUCAUAAGUGACGACUUGCUCAUGACGUUAAGUGUACGAGAACUCAACAAACGACUUCAUGGUUUCCCUCGGGAAGAUGUUACACGGCUUAAGCAAAAAGACGCACACUGA